Porites lobata is the source of this 35928-nucleotide messenger RNA. NCBI's taxonomy places the organism in Eukaryota, Metazoa, Cnidaria, Anthozoa, Scleractinia, Poritidae. The record is from the annotation of a GenBank genome assembly.
AGGAAAAGCCACUCUGAUGUACCCAAGGGCACUUUCACGUGGAAAACCACGUGAAAAUGGUGCCAUCAGAAGAUCUUACUCUAGAGAAACCGUCUUUGCUCUUAACACUCACGGAGAAAGGAACGGUACCGGAAGAGGAAGAGCUGGGAGAGGGGGGCGUGGUCGUGGCUUUGGAAGAGGGGGAGGCAGAGGAGGAGGAAGGAGUGGAUGUGAUGAGGACAGAGCACAGGGGCACAACCCCCGUCAGAUAAGGCUGGGAUUCAAAGCACUCCAGGAACUGAACACUAAAACCCCUGACGAAAUCAUUCUGGAUUUGACGUCAAGCCGAUGUUUCCCAGCUACCGAGUUUUUACUGAACCAACAAUCAGUCAUGAAGGAUGACUGGAUUGUACUGACAGUGAGUAUCGUUGCCAAGGCCUGCGGUUGUAGUUCCAAGGAGUACUUAAUCAAGCUACUAAACCUUCUGCCCAAAUCACUAUUCUUCUCUGCACAUCUAAGACCACUCCUCAACAGGCUGUCCGCUUGCUCCAUGCCUUCCACAGAAGUAGCCAAGUUUCUAAAAAAUGCUCUGAAAAUAAUGAAGGAGUUGCUUCGAAUAUUCCCGAACUCAUACGCCGACCUUCCAGUGUCUGAGUUGUACUGUGGAAUCAGGUUGUAUUCAGACACCCAACAGCCUGAUGGUGCCCUAGUGGCAGAAGGAGAGGAACUGAUGAAGCUGAGGAGUCAAAAGGCAGAUGAGCUGAAGAAGGUGGAGGAAGAAAAACAGCACAGAGGGAGACCACGGAGAGACGGUGAGUGUGCAUAAUACUGAAGAUGAUACGAUUACGGCUGUAUUUACGUUAAAAAGCUGUUGUUUAGUGUUUUUUUUGUGGUGAGAUAAGUCGCCCAACAUACCUAAGCACUCCCCAAAAAAUGUAGUUUUACUCGUUGCAGUUGCAAACGGUUGCAAUCACCAAAUGGCGUCGUAAUACAAAAGAUUAAAAGAAACAGAACUACACCCACACCAAAAAUAAUGUUGCCACACGUCAAAUUGUUCGUCAUUUUUUGUUAUAGCUGGAGAGAACGAUGAUGUAGAUCCACCUGAUAAUUUCCGUGAGUACAGCGUUAUACCAACGCAACAGGACAUCUCGAAAGGAGAACGUCCCUUCCUCAGAAGGAACAAAACUGAUGGAAGCUACAAUGACGCGGAACAUUAUUUGGACGUGCAAUUUCGUCUCCUUCGUGAAGACUUCGUGAGGCCGCUACGUGAAGGAAUUGCUAAGCUGUUAGAGCGCAUUGGCUCUGCCAAGCUUGGUGCCUUUCAAGACAUCCGCGUGUACAAAGAUGUCCGACUGUUAUACCCUGUAUGCACGACGGACGGACUUCGGUACAGGAUUAAAUUUGAUAACACCAGCCUAAGAAAUGUGCGCUGGGAGAAUAGCAAACGAUUGAUCUUUGGUUCGCUGAUGUGUCUUUCUAAGGACAAGUUUGAAAGUUUUGUGUUUGCUACCAUAGCCAAUCGCGAUCCUAAGGAAUUAAAGCAGGUAAGUUUUCAUCCUUUUCCACACAUUCUUCCUCUAACAGUCUACCAAGAGAAGAUGAGCUGAUUCUACCUAAUAUCAUCCUCGGAGACCCGGGGGGUAUUCAGUCGGGUCGUAAGAAACGGUGCAGCGAAGGUUUCAAGCACGUGCGGAAGAGCUCCCGUGCCAAAUAACGUUCUUCGCACCGUUUCUCCCGACCUUACUGACUGCCCCAGGGUCUCUGAGGAUGAUCUAAUUAACAAUUAUUCCACGAGGGCGCGUUGGAUAUGAGAUGGUAAAUAGCCAACGAGGCGCGUAGCGCCGAGUUGGCUAUAAUCAUCUCAUAUCCAACAAGCGCGAGUGGAAUAAUUGUUUUAUUAAAAACGCCCACAAAAUCUCUUUGAAUCUCCCCUACUUAAUUUUGUUAGAACAAACCGGAAAAGACAAGGGACUUCCGCUAUUCAUAUGUCACACGUCUAUCAAAACUGUCAACGCGCGAACGGACUCGCCUGGACUGGAUGAAUGAAAAAUCAAAACAUUGUAGCGAUGAACACUUUUAAAAACUCAUCGAGAUUCUAGGAUUUUACACAGCUCGACAGCUAAAAAAACCUGGCAGAUAAUGUGAAGAAAAAGAAUUUUUAAGUAACAGCCGUCGAAAUUACUGUGAAUUUGGAUUUUCGGGGCAGUUACAAAAGUAAGAACAAAGGAGAAAAACUGAUUACCUCGGUCGCUUGUUAUGAAGUUGUUUGAAGCCACCAGCGGGUUUUGUUGAACGAGAAAAGAAGCUAUACUGACGCCUCGAUUGCUGUAGUGAAUGGCUGCAUAGCCUGUAUUCUGGUUGCUUGUGAUUUGUACAUUCUUCAUGUCGGAUAAACAAGCCGCAGUCAUCUAUCGGCGAGUGAAUCAUGAAGAAACAACACUUGUCUUCUUUCGUAGCUGGUCAAGGUACUUUAGUUCCAUGUAUUUUCAUGUGUUUUUCGAUAAACUUUAAAACAAGCUCUUGUGGCUUUUUUGUUUGUUUGUUAUUUUCCGGAUGAAAUUGCAUUUUCUAGUAUUCUAAGAAAUGAAUUAAAACGAUUUGCUUCGGGCGCCGUUCUCUCCUUCGCGGAAAAAAUUCUCAGCUAGCUUCCAAUUUUAAACUGACGCGUACACCGACCAUAUAUGGAGAGCAUGGUAUAAUAGCUCAUAUACCAUAAUGGCUAAGUCAAUCAAAACGCUAGAAUUGCAUUAUCCAAUGAUUCAGUUUUUAAUAAUAUCGAUUAGACCACGUGUAGUAGAGCUAGCGAAACGGGAGCGUGCGUGAAAAUCACCGCACGCGAGAAAAGGCGAUACGCGGCGGGGAGGAUUUUUCUCUCUCCCCGUCGCGAGUCCUUUCUCCCGUGGGGUGAUUUUCACGCGCGCUCGCGUUUCGCUCCCUCCACUAUCCCUGGGGGAAAAUGGGGGACUACUCGUAGUCUAAAUAUCGAUAAUAAAUACUUAAAAAUCAUCCAGAAUUUUUUCAGCUUUUGUGACCCUGAAUUUUCGAUAGAAGAAUAUUUCCGCUUAUUUUAACGUAAACCAACCGAAGCGAGGCAAAAUUAGUCUCAAACCGGUUUUCUUCCACAACAAAUUAUCUUGUCUGACGUUUUGCCCCAUCACACCCCUAAUUUUCAGUUCAACAAUGAGAACUUUAUCACAGGGUCCAGAGGAGGUUCGUGUGAAUAAAUGAAUUACUUCUUCAAAGUCUCACCUUGAAAAAUGUCUGUACCUGUCGCUUAGCACGAUUAAUUAGCCCGAUGGGAUCUUUGUAAAUCUACUGUAAGCCGAUCUUGCGAGCCCUCAGUCUUUUGGUUUGCGGUCUAUAGAUUGUGUAACGAAACUGUAACGCGAUCAAAAUAACCCAUUUUUUCAGAGGUUUUCGACGGGUUUUGAUGUUCUAACGACAAACACAUCUCUUCUGGACCCUGUGCUUUAUCCAUCAUUUAAGAGCCAUUUUCUGAGAAAAGCGAGAAUCGCAAGACACUCGUCAAAAAAUCGAAUUUUUUAUUAUUUUGCCAAAACAUCCCUUUUAGUGACCUAAUUUAAGGAAAAAUAGUUUUGGGUUCAAACGAUUCAUUUUAAAGGAGAAAUUAAAAAAAGUUUGAAAAAUCGAUUUUAUUCCUGUUUUUCGAACAAAACACGGCAGGAUGCAAUGGCAACUUCGAGAGAAGGGUGAACGCGUAAGAAACAUUCCCUGACAUUGAAACUUCACCGAAUUAUUAUUUUGUUCUUACUCUUGAAAACCUUAAAAAGAAAAUUUGAAAAACAAUGUCUUAUAUUUUUAUAAUCGACAAGUCUAAAGAGGUCAUAUUUGUGACGUUAGACAUGCUAGAAAACGAAGGCCAACUUUGACUAUUAAAAAAGGCCUCUGGUAUAUGCCGCUUGAUCAUAAAAUCAAUAUAAAAUGGAACCUUGGCUUUUGUACUAACUUACUGGAAAGUUUUAGCUCUGGAAAUCAAAUACCAUCCUGACACCAAAGCAAGCGGUGAGAGCAAUUGAAUUGGGAAAUUUAUGCAAAUUAGACGGCUUGCGGACGGUUGUCAAACUAAAAGAAAGGUUUUACAUGAAAGGAUUACUCACCAUUGCUUGUAACACGUUUUUACGGCAAGGAAAGUUAUUUCCAACUUCUGUUGCGUCGAUUUGAGUCACAAAAUCCAUAAUUUUAAGCCAAAAGGUCCAAAAGACAAACGUACGUUUGCUCAGCGACUGCGCCAGAAUCCGGCCGUGAAUCGAAAUAAAGUCACAACACGUCACUGCGGUCCUUUGGAAGCAAGAGUUGCAAGAGUUUUUACUUCAGUCAGGAGGCCAAAAGAUUGAAAAUUCAUCGCAAACUAAUGACUUCGAUUUUGAAAACCUUUCAUCACUUCAAUCGUUCGUCGGCUGAUAAUAAACAUUGCACAAGAUCGUAUGACCUUUGGCGUGUGACCGGAAAUCGGUCACACGCUUAUGUCACGUUAGCAUACUGUCACGAAUUUUAAUACGAUUUUUCACGUUUGCUUUCGACAAAAAAUAGACUCAUCGAAAUAAAAUCAGGCCUGCUUUAUUUGUUUGUUUGUUUUUUAAUUUCUUUUAUAGCCUGCAGAACUUGUUCCCCAUGCAUCGCGCGUGUCUCGCACCCCCAGUCCGCUUCGCAGUGCUAGCAUGAGAAGCGCAAAAAACUGAAAUUGACCCCUGUUCUGCAGUUGAUUUCUUUUAUAGAUACCUUCUAGGCAUUGACAGGCUGUGAAAAAAGUGUAUUUUUUUAUUAUUAUUUUUUGAAAUGCUACAUCAUUUUCCUAUAAAUUUCAAACGUGACUGCUAAAAGACUGUUUGGAACCUAUGGAUGGAGAAAAGCUGUGCCGGAGAGAAGGUCAACCUCCCAGCCGAGCCAACUUUUGCGAGCGUUUGUAUGAGGAAAAAACUGACCACUUUGUCCGAGUCAACAGUGCUGGCGCAUGCUGUCUUUGUCUAGCCUUGACCGUGUCGUCCCAGCUAGCUGGGCGAGCCAAAGUGAAGAAAUAUUAGCCGGGCUAGAAGGGUGAGGCCACCACUACCGGCUCAGUGGAGGGCUGACUUCCGGAAGCCCUCAACCCCGCCCACUACUGGUAGUAAGGCGUCUAUCCGAACCAACCUUUUGUUUCUCAUAUAAAUGGUUUACCAAGUUUUGUAAGGAAAUGGAUGAAAAGUUGGCUCGCCCAGGGUAGCUUGGGAGGUGAGUAAACACCAGAUAACCCCAAUAAUAAGCACAAACUUUGAUUGUCAGUUAGAUGUCCACUAUUUUAAGUAAGCGACCUGGCAUGUGAUUGUCGCAUCCAUGCCCCCUUCCAGAUCCCCUUUAUUAUCGGUAAGCCUCUGAUAGGUCAAAGUAAUACAGUCGUACCUCCAGUAAGCGACCACCAAAAAUGCAAAGACUUAAUGGUCUCUAACGGGAGGUGGCCGUUUAGAAGAAUCGGACCACAUGGGGUCUAUUCCGAGAAGAGGUCCGGGCACUUUCUAUUAAAUGGCGGUGUAACAAAUUUCUGGCAAAAUAUUAUCUUUUACCUCUUUUGAAAAAUACAGCUCUUAAUUCAUGCUCAAUUUAAAGAGGGAUUCAGGUGAGUGAGAUAUAGAAUAGUCUAGAAUCACAACAGAAUCUUCACUUUGUUGGCUACAUCUACUAAGUUAGGAUAUGUGUAGUUCCACGAUGUCACUAAAGGUCUUUAUAUCUUCCAAGGAACAUAGUGCACACAGCAAAAAUAGAGAGCAGAGAAUGCGUCAACUGGUCGCUUAUGGAAAACAAUUAACCGUGACGCCCAAAAAGUGGUCGUAGUCACUUACAGAAGGUCGUUUACUGGAGGUUCCAAAUGUAAGGCUUUGAAUGGGAAAAUUUGGUCUUUUGGAUUGGCGGUCGCACAUGGAGGUUCGACUGUGUUAGGUCUAUUAGAGUAUGAGCCACCAUCACCUCACUGUGAGUGACGAGAGCCAGGAACGUAUAGUAUACACUCCCUUAGGAUACACAGAAUCGUUGUUUUGAGGUCCCGUUUAGCGAAAUGGAUCAUUCAAGGGAGGUGCUGAAGUCCCUUAGUGAAAUUUAUAGGGUUUAUGGGUUUUUAGUGCAAGGCGAAACACAAUACUUAGGGCCCUGUUGUUCAAACGUUGAACAACAGGAAAUCACUAUCAAGCGAAUAAGAAGAAGCAAUUGCGUUACUUAUUGGAUAUAGAUUUAUCCAGGGGAAAGCGUUAGUCCCGGGGGCGUUAGUCAACUUUUCGAACAUACAGCCCCUAAGUCACUCUCCUCCGCAGACUUACCCUGGGCGACCAGGAUAGGGGAAUAUAAUACUCGACCUUCCUUGCAUCAUCGCGAGAGCCUAUAGCCUUCACUUUCUUUUGGCUCGUCCUAUAAUCCUACCCAACGUUCGUGGGACAGGAAAGUCUGCGUGCGAGGCUUGGGAAUCUAGGGAGACUAUGGUAGCAUGGUGCAAAUAGCCGGGAUGAGCUACUUUGUCCACACGAACCAAGAGGAUUGUGUCUGCUAGAAGAAAUCAGAUGUAGCUUUCUGUGAUAAGUAAUAUUCCAACAGUAUAGGAUCAUAGUUUGAAGCCAUUUCACAAUCACUAGUUUCCGCGCACCUCUACCGGCGAGUUGUGGACAAAAGCAGCUGAUAGCUGUAUACGAACCUUUUUUCCACAAAAUGGUUUCUGGGUUUUCGUAUUCGACAGUGUCAUGUAUUGAUUUUUUAAAUCUUAAUCGAGGUCUUUUUAUUAUGUACUGUCUAUCUGACUGACUGUUUCUUUUGUUUUUUUUUUUUCUGGUAAUAACAGGUUUCAUAAUUUGGUCGCGGUUGGGGUUAUAGGCUCCUGAUCGUGAGCAAAUAGCGAAAACCAAAGUAAACUAUAGCGUUGAAUCCGUUGGCCACGGAGAAUUGGUAUUAUUCUGCAAGUUCUUUACUACAGCAAGAGAGUAUACUCCCUUGACUACGGGACAUUGGGCCGGGGGAACUUAGUAUUUUGACCCGGCAUAGGGGAGGAGGGGAGGGGGAGGGGGUACCCUGGCCAGAUUCCAAGUCACGGGGAUGAUCGAAGUAUGUUUUUUCUUGGUUUGAAAGUAUUUUGAACAAAAAAAAAAUUUUUUUAGCUGUGGCUUUACUUAAAGGGGCUAUGUCACCCAACACGCAUGCGCGAGCCAAUGAAAACAAACUUGAAAAAGACAGCCCAACUUUUUCAAGUUGUGUCGGAGAUUUUGGAAGGCUGUUUUUAUCUGUCUAAAUCUCAGCCAUCGUUCGAUAGUUAGCGAAGUUUUGUAUUAAGAAUCAUUCUAUGGUGAUUACAGAACAAUUUUAUGGCGUUAUUUUAAAAUUGUUUGCCUGUGGAAUGUUUUUACGUGCAUUUACUGUGUCCUCUUAUCAGCGGCCGUUGUAAUGGCAGAGUUAAUGACGGCUACUCCACAAUGAGUGAUGGAAUCUUUGAUGCAAUCUUCCCUAUAGUUCACAGGACCUUUCUAUUGAGUUAUUUUAGAGGCUGCUGGCUCUUGGAUUUUUCUUGUGCUCAAAGUAUGUGGACAUAUAAUGAAGCGGCUAUCGAGUUGGCGGCGGCCGUUUUUUGUAAACUAUUACAAGAGCAUCAGGCCAUGAGUUUCGUGACGAAACUAAACUCCUGGCGAAGGAAACAUUCUAAAAUUCGGCUAGAUUCCUUCUUGUAUUUAUCUCGAUUCACGGCAAAGAUAAACACGACCGUUUGCUCGUCCAGAUUGUUCUCAACGGACUUAGAGAGGCACCUUAGUACGAGUUAGAUCCUGUAAAUGCCAUGUUUUUGAACUGUUUGUGUUGGAGCAUAAUUUUGGAAAAUAGCAGAGUUUGCUUUCCCUUUUUAUCAACGGACUGCUUAUAGUGGAGUAGUAUACCAAUGAUGCUGGGUUCUGUUUUUCUCGACGUCGCAGUGAUUCGGCACGAUCGAACAAUUUUGCGCGAUAAUGUAUGUUUCCCUAAGAUCAAAACAAAGACUUGGUUUCUUGUUCUAUCAGCAUCUAAAUUAUAAAAUCAAUAGCGACAGACUAGUCUAAUUGUUAAUGAUUUGAAACAGUCUUGGUCUUUAUCUUCGGUCUAGCGUCUUUUGUAGCUCGUUUGUAAAAUACAACUUCCAUUUAUUUUGUUGAAUAAGACAAUAUGUUGUUGUUGAAUUUUUGUUUGCGCUCUAUUUUAUGAAUGGCAUGCGUUUUUACUUCAAAACUACAAGUAAAAUUGUCGUCGCAAUUUUAUUCUUGAUCUAGCAUAACCAGAGAAGAAACGCUCCAUAAAUUCUAUCGAAAUAUCCCUUAUCUAAAACCAUUUCGCUAAACCUCUCUAAAUUCGGAACCUUGGACGUGACAGAGAACAUGAAGAAAGUCACGCGUUAAAAACAAUAGAAUUUUGACAGUUGAAAGUAAUUUGCAUAACCUCACAGCGCACAUGGAGAAAGUCACGCGUUAAAAACAAUAGAAUUUUGACAGUUGAAAGUAAUUUGCAUAACCUCAGAGCGCAUGCUCUCCAGCUGACAUAGCCCCUUUAAGUAUUCAAAAUAUUCGUUCUUUUUUGGUCUUGAUUUUCGCUUCCACGGGUCACUCACGACACUUGGAAUCCGAGGUACCCCUCCUGUUUAGUACUUCGAAGGCAAAAAAGCUGUUUCCAAGCCUAGUAGGUAAAUAAAAGAAAAAUAAAUAUGCAUGGCUGUUUCUACUGCGAUGAGGGGAGUUCUUGUCAAAAAAUGUGAAAACUGUAUUAAAAUUGCUGACAACAGCUACGAAAAUUUCGUGACAGCAUGCUGACGUGACUGAAGCGUGUGACCAAUUUCCGGUCACACGCCAAAGGUCAUACGAUCUUGUGCGAUGUUUAUUAUCAGCCGACGAACGAUUGAAGUGAUGAAAGGUUUUCAAAAUCGAAGUCAUUUAUAGUUUGCGAUGAGUUUUUAUUCCUUUUGCCUCCUGACUGAAGUAAAAACUCUUGUAACUCUUGCUUCGACGCGUUGGGACUUUCGAUUCACGGCCGGAUUCGGACGCAGUUGCUUAGCAAACGUACGUUUGUCUUUUGGCUAAAAAUUAUUUAUUUUGUGACUCAAAACGACGCAAAAGAAGUUGAAAAUAACUUUCCUUGCCGUAAAAACGUGUUACAAGCAAUGGUGAGUAAUCCUUUCAUCUAAAACCUUUCUUUUUAGUUUGACAACCGUCCGCAAGCCGUCUAAUUUGCAUAAAUUUCCCAAUUCAAUUGCUCUCACCGCUUGCUUUGGUGUCAGGAUGAUAUUUGAUUUCCAGAGCUAAAACUUUCCAGUAAGUUAGUACAAAAGCCAAGGUUCCAUUUUAUAUUGAUUUUAUGAUCAAGCGGCAUAUACCAGAGGCCUUUUUUAAUAGUCAAAGUUGGCCUUCAUUUUCUAGCACGUCUAACGUCACAAAUAUGACCUCUUUAGACUUGUCGAUUAUAAAAAUGUAAAGCAUUGUUUAUCAAAUUUUCUUUUAGGAUUUUCAAGAGUAAGAACAAAAUAAUAAUUCGGUGAACUUUCAAUGUCAGGGAAUGUUUCUUAUGCGUUCACCCUUCUCUCGAAGUUGCCAUUGCAUCCUGCCGUGUUUUGUGCGAAAAAUGAGCAUAAAAUCGAUUUUUCAAACUUUUUUUAAUUUCUCCUUUAAAAUGAAUCGUUUGAACCCAAAACUAUUUUUCCUUAAAUUAGGUCACUAAAAGGGAUGUUUUGGCAAAAUAAAAAAAAAUUCGAUUUUUGACGAGUGUCGUGCGAUUCUCGAUUUUCUCAGAUAAUGGCUCUUAAGGCAGUUGCAUCCAAUAUCUCCCUAGGGUAUAGUAGACAUAAAGUUCAUCAACUUGUCUGACAACGUAAGACUUGAAGAAGGAGACGUAUUUCAGAUGGUAGAAAGCACUGUGUACUUUGAAGCCUAUCGUCAUAUACUGGAAGGACUCAAAGAGGUGGAUCCUGCACGCCUGCCUUUACAGGUUAGAAGCGCAUUCGGGAAGCACUAUACUACUUUCGUGAGUUGCAUUUCAGUUAAUUGAUUAUCGACUUCAUUUUGAGCCCUGCCACAAAGAAACAAUGCCGUUAACUGGUAAGAAACGUUACUUUUGCAAGAAGUCGUGACCAGUCAUUAACUAAUAACGAAAGACUGAAGAGAAAGCUGGAAACUGACCAUGCCAGAUAGGCGCCAAUGCUUUUAAAGCGGCUGUGUCACGCUCGCUAUCUUUUUAAAAAGCUAUCACUUGUUUUCGCAUCAACUGGAUUCCAAAAAUAAUCGUCCAAUUUUGUUAUUUAAAACUAUAUUUAGGCAUUGAAACUUUUCCGCGUCGUCUGUUGCUAACGAAUGGUAACGAUGGAAAGAGGGUCUCAAUGGGGUGGUGGCAUUUACGGUUAUCGGCUAAAAUUUUGGCUCUUUUACGGCUAUCGGCUAAUUUUUUUCAGUUACGGUUAACAAAAAAGUUCAAAAUUAACUUCUUUUGUUUCAAAAAGUUAAAUAUUAGUUAACCUGUAUUUUUUGUAUCUUUAAGCAAAAUAAAGGUCUUAAGAUCAUCUCAGGAUAUGAAAUAAGCUAUUCUUUUGAAAAAUUUUAACAUUUGGUAGAUCAUACUUUUUAUAAAGUAUUCCACUUCUAAUAUUAUUUUACACAUAGAAAUGUCAAUAGUCAAUUUAAAAAUAAUCUUUGUGAAAAAGCAAAGCACACACGCGAACGCCCAACUCACAGGCCGGGGCGCGACAUUCAUUACAACAGAAAUGGUAGACUGUUCACAGUCCUCUAUUUUUCCGUAAGAUCGUCGAGAUCGAGCGCUUUGCGUUACGGGCUGCCAUCUUGCAUGAGUGUCAACUACUUAUGGGACGGGGGUGGUUUGGGAGGAAGCGCUCACCCCCCUCCCCCUAUAGCUAUAAUCCCCGACGCCCGCUCCCUCGGUACAUUUGAAAAUCAAGAUGGCCGCCAUUAACGGUAAGCCGCGCUAUAUUUCGACGAUCUCACGAAAAAAUAGAGGGCUGUGAACAGUCUACAGAAAUGGCCGUUUUCUCACUAGAGACGGAUUAUUCGUGUGAGACGGGUUAUCCGUUUGAUGAUUCGCGUCAGAUAGGUAAAUAUGUCUUAAUUUGAAAAUGAAGAAGUUUUAAUUUUGAAUGAACAAUCCGCCUGACUUUAUCCUUCAAUUUCGACGGACAGUUUGAAGACGGGAUUAUCCGUUCCAUAUAGCCCGUGUACAGCCCCCCCCCUCCCUCCCCUCAGAAAAAAAAAUCGAAGAACGGGUGUCUGUCCGGAAGGGAGCAACUGUACACAGGCUAGUCUCAGACGGAUAAGCCGUUUCUAGCUCUAGUGUGAAAUAACAAAAUAACGAAAUUCCCGUGUCUAGUGUUUUUAAUAUGAUAGCGAAGGACUGUACAGAAACCCUAGUCCGAGCAAGUUCGCCACCACCGAAAUGUCUUGACCGAGAUUGCUUGGGAAGACGCCGUACAGGGAUUAGGCAUGGCAAUGUCUACCGCAGCGUCAGCGAAAAACAGGGAAAUGCUGUUUAUCGGCAACGUGUUUUACAAACAGUGAAAUCUCUGCGUGUUGUUUCACUAGUGUUUCGAGGGCACGACCUUCUGAAAAUCGCAAAGAUUAAUCCCCAGCAACAAGCCACACUUUCGCUAUGAAAAAGAAUUAGUUCCCCGAGAGAGCGGCGGAAAUGGAACCAGGGUCUUGGUCAACACCGAAAAGGGCUUUAUCUAACGUGUGUACGGCCACGCUAGCCGGGAAAUAAAAAACGCAACCAUAAGUGAGUUUAGUACCUUCCUUAAAAGUAGCAAAUAUAGGGAACACUUUCUUUUACGGUUAACUCUUUUUUACCCUAUUUACGGCUAACGGUUAAAAUUUUUCAAUUUUUACGGCUAUCGACUAAAUUUUUGGCCGUUUUACGCCUAUCGGUUAACCCCAUUGAGACCCUCUGGAAAUGGAUUGAAACUUGAAAACGUUGGCACAACGUUUUCGAGUUUCACUGCUUUGCGGGCAAAAAUCAGCAACAACUUAUUUUGGCCAGUGCUCCCUGAUGAAAUUUUGUUUGAUAUCGUCUCCAUAACUCUAUAGGGGCAUUCUGUAUAUGGGUAAAGGCAUUAAUCAAAUGCUUUAACAUAGAAUUGACCUAAAACAGCAAUAUCCUCGUGACAUAGCUCUUUAAAUACCUCCAUUAUUCCCCUUAAUUAAUAUUUACUCCCCCUUAUUAAUUGUUGAUGGAGACUGGUCUGUGAUAUUUUUGUAAAAACAGAAGUACAUUGUCAACUGUGAGAAAGAGGUUGACCCACCAGCUUACUUGAGGAACAGGUAUCGUGGAACAGUUACGUUUGAUCUCACACCCAUCAUGAGCAAACAGUCCAGAGAUUCAACUACCAGGUAAAAUCAAAAUCCUUUUAUGAAGACAUUUAAGAAUGGUGUUGCUUAAGGUGGCUCCCUAGAGUAAAUCGGCCGUGCGCAGCCUGGGUACUAAUAUGGCGCGAGCUUUAAAAUCCGCGCGACGUCCACGCAAAAAUAAAAACAAAACAUGGCGUCUCUUUUAAGAAAAAUUGCGCGAAAAAACUUUGUCAACUUUGUUAAGGCAAGAAGAUUGGCCAGUUUUAGACAAACUUUUAUCAAAGGAGAUGUUUUACGAGUGUUAAGCAAUUUACCGGCAUUCAUCGAUCCUCAUAACAGACAUAAGCGUGAAUCGCAUUGUAAACAAAGAAGGAACUUUCCUUGUACCUUGUUCGCAGUCUUGGGGAUAGCUGCGGCUACCUCUCAUAAUACAGAAGAAGACUCUCUGCCCACAUCAUCCGUCAGUCAGAGCCUCUCUGUUACUACUCCUUCGUCUCCUUCGCACCAGGUAAAGCGUAGCGCAAGUGGUCGCUUCGCGAAAGCAGCGAAAGGAACUCCUAAUAAAAUGGCACUGAUGCAACAAGGAUACCGAAACUACAUGGCAAAACGAAAGCUGGAUUUUGAAAACAUAACCGACGAAAACGAACCACCCUCUAAACGCAACACAAGGAGUACUCAGGUAAGCACGGCGGUGACUUCUUGUCUUCAGAAAAAUUUUAUCAAAAGUACUAAGCGCGCGUUUAUGCUAAUCAUUGGAAACAUCAAAUCUUCAUGCUUAUAACAGGCUGCCGCCGAAAAAGAAGCAGCUCUUCCCCAUGGAACUGGUAUAACUGACCUUGACACAUUUCGGAAACAUCUCCAAAGCUGCACUCACUGUCAAUCUGGUAAAUGUAUGUACACUUUCUAAAUAAAGCCUGAACUGAAUGGACUUUGCUGGACUGGACUUUAACAUAAUCUACCAUUUUGUGUUUGCUAUUGAAUUUAGUAUCUACAGUAAACCCACAAGUUUUUGUUUAACGUAAGACUCUAUUUCAGUCCUUUGUAAAACUUACCAUGCAACCCAGUCCACAAAAAAAAAACAAAACAAAGGAUAAUGCAUUAUAUUAUGCACAUACAUAUUUUUACCCCUUCUAAGCAUUCAUUGUUUGCAAGUGACCAGUAUUAUUUCCAUCUACUCCAGGUAUAAUUUAUACCCUAGUUUGACAACCAAACCCUCUUAAAAGCAUCUGGAAAAAUAUUACGGGUAGGAGCAAAAAAAGAGUAGGAAUUUCUUAUGCUAGAAUACAUCAAAUAUGCUAGAUGUGUUAUUCACACAAAGCCUUUUUUAUUUCACUUAUCAUAUUUAGGUCCACUUUCUUUUUACAAUGUGAGGGAUGAAGUACGCCAUGGCCUAGCUAGCACAUUUGUGAUUAUUUGUCCAGUCUGUGGAAAAAACAAUGAAAUCAAAACUUCUGAACAACACAAAUCUGGUCAACGUGGUCCUCCUGCUUUUGACGUAAACACACGAGUGGCCCUUGGUUGUCUUCAUGCGGGUAUUGGCCAAACACAUAUAAACAACUUGCUCUCUACUUUGAAUGCCCCAACUAUAAAUUCUGUCACUUUCAAAUUGAGGGAAAGAGAGGUAGGAAAAGCUGUUGAAGGUGUUGCAAAAAGUAGCUGCCAGGAUUAUUUGGUAAUAGAAAAACAAGAAGCCCUGCAAAAUGGUGUUCAGGUUGAUGAUAAUAAUCUGGUGCCUAUUUCAUGUUCCUAUGACAUGGGCUGGCAGAAACGCGGCAAGGGGCAUAACUCUCGCACUGGUCAAGGAGCAGUUAUGGGGUUAUCUUCUGGUAAAGUGCUGGACUAUACAACAAGGACAAAAAGUUGUAGAUUUUGUGACAGUGCCAAGGCCAUGGGAAAAAAACCCAAAGCUCAUGACUGCCGAAAAAAUCAUGAGGCUUCAUCGAAAGCAAUGGAGCCUGCUGCAGCAGUUGAAUUGUUUAACAGAGCUCCAGACCAAAGUGUUAAGUUUUCAGUUUACACAGGUGAUGAUGACUCCACAACAGAGGCACACAUACGAGAAAAAGUAACCUACGAGGUUGAAAAAAACAGUGACAUUAUACAUAUGAAAAGAUCCCUCACAACACGUUUAUACAACCUUAGUCAAAAUGAAAAAUUUGACAAUUGUUCCCCCUUAUCUCAAAAGGUGAUAAAUUAUUUAGUGAAGUGUUUUUCAUAUGCUACUGCUCAAAACAAAGGAGAUCCAAAAGGGAUCCAAGCUGCGAUUAAGUCAAUUGUUCCCCACGCCUUUGGAGAUCACUCCAACUGUGAAACUAGCUGGUGUAAAUUUAAGAGCAACCCAGGAACCUACAAGCACAAAGAGCUGCCAUAUGGAAAAGACCUGCAUGGAAAAAAAUUGGAAUUAGAACUAAAUAACAUCUUCAAUGACUACUCUACUGAUGCUGUGGCAGAGAAGCUUGCACCUUUGACAAAUUCCCAUCGAAAUGAGGCGCUUAACAGUGUAAUUGGAUCGAAAAAUCCAAAAAUCAGAUUCUAUGGUGGAAGUGAAAGCAAUGAUUUUCGUGUGGCCUGUGGAGUCGCUCAGACAAAUUUAAGAUAUACCUAUAUCAGCAGUACACUUGAGGCACUCAAUAUUGAGCCUGGCAAUUUCUGUGAAAUGUAUGGAGAAAAAAUGACUAAUCAUGUUCAAAAAGAUAAACUCAGAAAAUCUUCUUUGGCUUAUAAACGGGGAAGAGCCAAUGCCCGCAGGCAAAACAGUGCACAAACUGCUAAAAAAGAAGCAAAAGAAGGAAAAACAUAUGAAACCGGAAUUGGACUGAACCUAGAUCUGAGCAUCUUGCCUGCAAGUACCAUGAAAGAAAUUGAGACCAUUGUUUCACCAUACACUCCACGACCACUGGCAACAAAAGUGAAAUAUGAUGAAAACAAAUUUUAUAACUUCUUAAUUUUUGACACUGAAACAAACACUACAGGAAAAUCUGCUGAGCUCUGUCAAUUAUCAGCUACUGACCAAACUGGCCUUUAUCAAUUUUCAACUUACACUUUACCUGUACAUGACAUUGAUCAUUUCGCGUCAAAAGUAAACAAACUUAAAAUAGUCAAGGUAAGUGGCGAAAGGAAACUUUACAAAGACAACAAAGAAGUAAGUACACUACCGUUGAAGGAAGCAAUGUCACAGUUUCUUGGCUUUGUUUCACGGUCAGUAGAAAGAGCCAAGUCACGCACAAACAUGAAUGUCGUAACGGUGCUCCUAGGUCACAAUUCUCUCACAUUUGACGUUCCAGUCCUGUUAAGAAAUUCUGAGAGCGACUUUAAAGAAAGAUUACAGGCAAUGGACGUUUUCUUUGCCGAUUCUCUCACGUUGUUUAAAACACUUGUCAGAGAAAAAGUUCCCUUCUUGCAAAAUCCUGAUGGAACCUUCCCAAAGACGAACCAAUCAUCACUGUAUUCUUUCCUGUUCCAAAAGUCCUUCAACGCACACGAUGCUUUAGAAGAUGUUUUAGCACUACGAAAAAUACUUUUUGAGUCACGGAUAGACCUUUCGGAGAAAACUGUGGUCGAGAACUCGGGUGUUGUAAGUGCAAGCCACGCAGCUGAGGACGUGAUUUAUUUGGAUCGCCGCCAUAUUCUAAUGCGGACUUUCAAAGGAAAUCUUUAUCAUCCGCAAUACCUCAAGAAGAACAUGAUUGAAAAAAUAUCCGGGAGUGGGCUGGCAUUUCAAGAUCUCCAAAGAGUGUACAGCAGGUUUGGAAAAGAAGGGCUGAUUGCGACACUUUCACAACCACCUUCUUCAUCGCCAUUGCAAUCACCACGAGUGACCACCACCGCUCGAAUUUUGGCAACAAUAGUCAAGUACUUUGAAGAACAUAACUAGUGUAAGCAACUAAAUAGAAUUUUCCAUCUUCUCGUUCCAUAACUGGUGAGAUAUUACUGUAAUCACCGGUAAUUAUACCAGUAAAAUGGUCUUUGGUAGAAAGCACAUGUUCCAUACAGCUAUGUCAUUAUGCGCAUGCGGGCGUGAUGGCUCGCGCGCGUAUUUCGCUCACACGACCCCGAACCACGCGUGUUUUUCGGAUUUUUGUGACGUCAGCGCAGUUAAUUAACCGUGAAUUUCUCGCGUUUCCUUCGGUAAAUUUUUUUAAAAAUCGCCUCAUUUCUUAACUGUCGCAGUACCUUUGUACUGUUAUUUUUUUGUCAAAAUCUGUAAGAGCUAAACUCCUCUAUUAAGAAAAAUUACAAAUUUCGAAAUAUUGGCAAAACCGUCUUAACGACCCCAUGUUUUUUCCACUUUAAAAUAUUAAGCAAUAUCGUUAAUAUAAAGUGGCAAAGUUUAAAGACAUUUCACCGCGGUAAAUUAGAAAUAUUAAGGAAAAAUGGGCAAAAAUGACAAAAUUACUGCCUGUUUAAGGAUGCGAUGUUUCCAUGGUAACGGCCUUUAUCCAGAAAAUGAGACUUGAUAAAGGAGCCUUCUUAUAUGCGUAACCUUAGCGGUGAAUCUCGUGAACAAAAUCGCAAAGACAAAGUAACUAGAUUUGCUUCUGUAACGUAUGCUUCAUAGCUAGGGUUAUUAGUAAAUACUCUAGGGAGCCACCUUAAAUGCGACGAUUGAGUUUGGUGUGAGAUACUCCAGUUGUUGUGUACAAAAAGGUCUGGGAAAAAUCCAAUUAGAAGCAGUAACCGACUUAAUCGCGUGCCUUGCUUAUCUGGAGGCCUUGUUCAGUCGCACUUUGUAAUAAAAUUGUAGAACUUUGUGAUACCUGUCGCAUUUUGUGGUAACCCUUGUCGCACUUUGUAAUAAACUUGAAUGGAUGGUCGGAGGACCAGUAAACCCAAUAAUAAGUAUCGUCAUCUUCAACAACAAUAUCAACAGUGAUCAACAACAAUAAUAAUAAUAAUAACAUUCCACUGAACGGUUUUCAGCACCACUUUCUCAAGUGUGGGUGAAGGAAAGUGGUCAAGAUCUUUGUAGGAAACAACAACUCUUUCUAUGCAACAGCGAGAGUCCGUAGUGAUGGGAUUUCGUAUUGAAAUUUGGCUGCUAUCCCUAUUACCAGGUUUUCCAUAAAAGUAAUAUGUCCUUGACUUUAUAAGGAAAAUAUUUUUAAAGUUUUUAUAGCGGCAUAGGAAACGAAGAAAUCCGGUUUCAUUACCUGCUAUACUAAUAUUUCAUAGAACCCAAAAACACAAACAUCGAGCACAACAAGGUGUCACAAUCAUUAUCAUAAUCAGAUAAUCAUAAUUUCAUCAUCUUUACUGUUAUUAUCGUACUAUUGCAAAUCAUUUGCCCACGUCAUUGUGCCACAAUGAUUGCUAACUUUGUGGAAAUUUCGAAUGCGCUAUAACUGACAUGAAACAAGACAGAUUCAUAAUACAGUACAUAUUUUCUGUAAUCAGAAAAGCAGAGAAAAUGCGACCAGCUAAAUAUUGAAAAGUGUCUCUGCCCAGAGCUUUGAAGUAUGCUACUUGUUUCUCCAAAAUAUGUGCAUGAUAAUAUGAUGAUAAACCAUCCAAGACGUAUUCAUCGUAAUUCAAACAGGACACCACUUGACUGAGGCCCAAACAUUCUUAUGAUAUUUUUUGGCGCUGACAUUUCCCUUUAAUACCGCGAGACUACUGUAACAACUUUGUACAGUUGAUUGUAAACUUGAAAUCUGUGGGUUCCAGAUCCUUCUUUGACAAUGAACGACGUUAUUGUCUCAGAUAAUUAAUGUGUUUGCCAACUUCUUGAUUUUGUCAGACACCUCUACUAUUUGUGUAUUUUUCGCUUUGAGGGAAAAGCUAUGGAAUUGCAUGAUGCCAAUAAAUUCAACGACGUGACUUGAUAAUGACGUCAAGUUACGUCAUUGUCUCAAUCAAGUUAUGCCUAGAUGUUGGAAAUAAGUAGUGCAUUAUAUUUCUGUGUUAUUGCAGUGGCCGUUUUAGGAGUAGCCCCUAUAUAAAAUAAUCAGUCAUCAUUGAAAUAUCCUCAAUAAUAAUAACAAUAAACAAUUAUUAUUGUUUUUGUUAUUAUUGUUGUUUUUGUUGUCGAUGAUGAUACUUAUUUGGGUUUACUUGUCCUCCGACCAUCAAUGGGUCUGUUGUUACAAAGUGCGUUAGCUUUUUUAUUACGAAGUGCGACAAGUGUUAUUACAAAAUUCGACAAGUAUUAAAAAAUGCGUUAAUUUAUUACAAAGUGCAAUAGAACAGGCCUGUGCCACUGAGUCUGGAAAUGGUCUUCAACAGAUUUUAACCCCAUUCUGUUCCUGGGCCUUUCACUUUGCUCAAAAUAUUUGGCUCGGAUUACCAUUACCAAGGGCUAGAGGAAGCACUCAACUGGCUAGCGAGUAACCGCCGAAAUAAAGAACAGGGAAUUUCAAAGCAGAUAUGGCCAUGUCCAUGAUGUGUUUUGUUCCUCAUCGCCCGAAGGACCAACUACAACUUUCUCUUGAACCAAACAAUGCUCAUUAUGUUUAAUACAGUCGAAUCCCGGUAACUCGAACCCUCUAUAACUCGAACCUCCCGCUAACUCGAGGUAAUUUACAUUUCCCUUCAGAUCGUUUUCUAUAUAAUUUUACCCUCAAUAACUCGAACUCCCGAUAACUCGAACUUUUUUUCUAUUUCCCUUGAAGGUUCGAAUUAUCGGGAGUCAAUUGUAAUUUGUACAAUUCUAUUUGUGAAGACGAGUUUCAAGCACACGUAGGAAAUCUAAACGACACAUCUCACUGUCGCGGUUUUCUUUAUAGGCUUUUCUGACUUUUCCUUAAAAAUCUAAAAGAAUUUCAUAAGCGGUUCUAGUUUUAGAAGUUUUAUGGCCUUUUCUAACCUGUGGGAAGGUGCCACAAAGAAAUGGGAGACGUCUACACGAAACGGAGCCUUUUUCCUAUCCUUUAACUUUUUUCCUCUUUCGUUUUCUCUUUUCUUAUGUGUCGGGCUUCGAUAAGGGAUUUUCAGCAACAACCAAAAUAAUUCUGGUAAUACUGCUACACUGAAAGAAACGCAUCAGUGUUUCUUCGGUGUUCUCAGUAAGGCCGUAACUGAUAUACUUAACGGUCUAAACGGUGUUGUUCGAUUCGGGUUUUGCAGCGCUUCCAGUCUAAUGCGUUUGAGGACACGAUUUGCCGGAUUGGAUCUUAGAGAUAACAAACAGAGCGGUAAGUAGAACUCUUUUUUAGACACCUCAAACUUACAAUGUAAUUUUCAAAUCUUCCUGGUAGCCAACCCGGGUGUUACUUGGUAUGUGCCGCUGGCCUCUCAAAACCCCCACCCCAUUAUAGUCUAUUCUGUGGCCAAAUAUAGACCCCAUCUUAGUCACUUUGGGAAAAAUGCAAUUUUCGCGAUCCCAACAUAGUAACUUUCUUUUUAUGCAUCUACUUUAUAAAGCCUUUAAACUAGGUCACCCUGAAAUGAAUUGACACAUGGGUUAAACUUUACUAAUGAAGUAAAACCUUCCCAUUUUUAAAUCCCCACCUACCUAUUUGAAUUUUCUGAUGCCACAAAUCCUGAAAAUGUCGCUCCCAUUUUAGUAACUCUAAUGAAAAUGCUACCCUAUUAUAGUCAGUCCAGCCGUGAAAAUGCGACCCCAUCCAGCGGCACAUCCUCAUUACCAGGAAGUACCCCUCUCCACAGUAGCCAACUUGUCAGCCCCUUGAAGUCUUGGAAUGGCUUCUUCUUUCCCCUGCGACGGUACGAUGUGUAAUUUCUUGAAAUGAAACUUGCCUGGAAACGUAGCGCCCUGGAAUUUUUUAUUAUUAUUAAGUUUCAACCGAAAAAAGAGUAAGGUUAAAUAAUAAAGACACAAAAAAAAUGCCCGCAUGGAAUCCUUCUAACAUCGAGUAACGUUGUAUCGAUCAUCACUGCACUAUUCUUGUUACUCAGUUACUCGCUUAAAUUUCAUACGCGUAAGCUGACCAUGUCAGUCAGACUCUCAGACCUGCCAUCCCUCCCGGUUUUUUGGCUUUUCUCACGGUCUCCCGACGAAGACCUCAAAUCUCCCGAUUUUUGUCAGAAAUCCCUCGCUGAUAUUAAUUGUGAAAUUGGGCUUUUAAAGGUUUGUUUCAUACAACAAAAUCUGUAGCAGACGGGACAUUUUCCGUUUUGGCUUCCAUUGGGUCGUUCUCAAAGUAACCGGGGUCUGGGUACAAGUAUAGCUGGCUGUGCCUUCCCGACAUGCUUUCCUACGUAAGAGAAAUUCAAAAGCAAAGGCGGGUUUUCAGCGUGAAUCGGAAACAGUAUUACAUGUCGACGAAAACUCCAAUUCACCUGAAAGUUCAGAUGAAUCCAGACCGAAACGACAACGAAGUGCUGGUAAUACGUCAUUAUGACGUCACAAUGGCGUAUUUUGUUACGAAAAACGCGUCAUAGCACCAUAUACACUAAGUAAAAAAUUACAACUUUGAUUUUAUACAACUUUGUCCUUGUCCCUGUACCAAUACAUUCAUUGUUCUCGCGUUUAAAAUAUCCCUUAAUAUUGACCAUAUAUGGUCAUUUGGCGGGAAAUUUGAUUUUCUUUUAUUAGCUGUAACUUCACGCCAUUUUAUCCGAUUGACAUGGGGCUUUCACUAUACAUAUCUUUUUUUGUGUAGCAAAAAUAUCGGUAACGUUUUGAACACUGCUUUUCAAGUUUUUAAUGUUGUUACCAACAAUAGGUGUCACUUAUCACGUCAUACUUUCAAGAAACGUCAAAGAUACCUUUACAAUGGUGAAAAUUUAAAGAAAAUUUUUCUCUAAUUAAGAUGUUCUAAUAUCUUGCUUCAUUUGGAAUAUAAACUACUCCUCUGUGAGCCAAAAAUUGAAUGUAAGACGUUGCGGGAAGAAAAGCCCUAGGAACCGACCAUCGUGGUCCAGAAUAAUAGUGCGUAAUUUUUAGUCACAACAUAACAGUCCUUUUUUUCUUCCCCCAAGGAAACAAUGUUCCAGUUCUAAGCUUAGCUUCCUGGCCUUCCGCGAAAGAGCUGGAACUAGAUGACUCCCAGUACAAGGCUAUACAGAUGGCGCUGACAAAAGAGUUUGCGGUUAUUCAAGGACCACCAGGCACCGGGAAGACAUAUAUUGGGCUUAAAGUAAGUGAAAAUCUGAAAAUUGGUCUAAGUCGACAUUCAGGCUUCUUGAGAGCUAAUCUGCUCUUACAAACGUGAUGAAGGUGGAAUUGUCUAAACAUGUGGAACUGGAGGAUACGACGAUACACUUCAUUAUAAUAUCAUCUCAACCUUAGCGGAUAAAUCAAAUUCAGAUACAUAUAUAUAUGACGAUAAGUAUUGCUGAACUUGGUGGUAUAGACACUUUCACGACCCAUACCUAACAUCCCUUUUGAUUUAAGAAAAUACCUUUCACUAAGAAAACAGAGGACAGUAAAAAACGCUACAAUUCUAGAUGGCGAAAGCUACAAAGAUGUAUGCUUCCUUUUAUGUACAACUGGAGAACGUUCAUGUAGCCCUUUUGCAUCUUUUGUAUACUUUUUCUUUACGGUAAGAACAGGCCAGAGCCCCGAUUUUAAGUACUAGGCGACUUUGAAAGACGCGUGCUUCACAUAUUUGUGGCGGAUUAGAAUGCCGGCUUGGUCAGAGGCCCUUUGUUUAAAACAUGGCGGGAUACUCGCAGCUUAAGGCAAGCAUGUGCCUUGUAGCUGUCAACAUAAUGCUUUUUUUAACAAAACCCGAUCCAUGUUUUAUUGAAAGUAAUUGUACAAAUCUGGUACCAGACAAACCGCUUUUACGAAAACGAGAAAACAAAACUAGUUUAUGGUUAUUUCUCAUUAAUUUCACUUAUCAAAACAAAUAUUUUCUUUCAUAAGUUUUCCCGUUUCUUUCAAAACAUCCUUCAUUUCCGGGCGUUUCGCUGUUGUCAAUGAAAGACACGUUUUAUCUGUCCUCUUUUACGCGGGAAUAUCAAAAUUUCCAUCUUUCAAAACGCGAUGAAACAAAGCUCGCAGGGUACCAAAGCGCCAAAGAAGCACAAUGCAGUCCCAGUGUUUUGUGAGCACCCGUUAAGAAUAUUGAACGCCAAAACUAUUAAGUUUUGGUACAGCGAGAGGCAGCUAGUUUCUGUACCCAAAGGUUAGUGCAUGGACAGGCUAUCGAAAGAAAAUAAAAGGGAUGCUUGCCCAAUGGAUAGCAGGCCUAACUAUGCAGAAAAAUGUCUCAUUGCAUCCUUGUCUGCGAGGUUAGUACAAAAUUUACACUCUAGAAUACAUUACUCAACUCAAUCAGCAACACUUUGCAAGUAGAAUUGGCGAUCAGUGUGGGCAAUUUAUGUUUCUAAGGGACGUCCGUCGCACAAAGGCUUAACGCGCGGGGGUUUUUAGUCAAUGACUGACAUAAGAGUUUCCUGACAAUCGACCAAGUUAGAGUGCGAUAAUGUGCGCGUGAACUUUGCCUACAACUGGCAAUAAGCUGAAUAAGCCGGAAGCUGAACACCACGAAUAAGUUACUAAAUUACAUUGCUCAGGUUUUUUUCUUUUUUUUUCAAGUACCGGAGGGGUUUUUCGCGCAUUCUGUUGCGCAGUUUGGCAGUGAUGUACCGGGCAUCAGACAGGUAACGCGCCGAAGCCACCAUUGCACUCUUCUUUUACCAAACAGUUUUCCUACAAUCGUCUUAGUACCGGUCCCGUUGACGAAACCUUGCUCGAGCAAGAUAUGGUAAUCGAGAGUCGAGAAUCGAGAAUCGAUAUUGUACUGGGGACAAGAAAAGGUCGCCGUCCAAGGAACAACUGAUGCAACGCAAGAGCUUCAAGCUGCUGAGAAACGCCAAUUCUGGAUUACAAGCAGUGAAGGAACUCCUGAGAAGCGUCCAAAUUAUAAGGAACUUUGGAGGCCAGUCAGCCACGGUGAUUGUCGCACCACGCAUAAAGCAGAAUAAAUUUGUUAGCCUGGUCUUGUCUUUUCCACAAAUCACGUAAAACUAUAAAGAAGGUACCACUAUGAACUCUGGAAAAUGAAAAUUCAAUAAUACUAUGGUUGACGACUGACAGUUUAAAAGAGAGACUACCUUCACCUCAGAAUCUUGGGCGCGCCGCCUGUAAGCUCUGAGGGAGAGGGAAGCCCCAUAAUUUGGCCUAUUUCAGAAACAAAUGACAAUACAAAAAUAACCUACAAUAAUAAUUUGGAUAAAUGACCGACAUUUCAAAAGAGAGACUACCAUCACCUCAGAAUCUUGGGCGCGCCGCCUGUAAGCUCUGAGGGAGAGGGUAGCCCUAUAAUUAAUUUGGCCUAUUUCAAAAAUACAUGACACUACAAAAAUUGCCUACAAUAAUAAUUUGGAUAAAUGACCGACAUUUUAAAAGAGAGACUACCAUCACCUCAGAAUCUUGGGCGCGCCGCCUGUAAGCUCUGAGGGAGAGGGUAGCCCCAUAAUUUGGCCUAUUUCGAAACAAAUGACAGUACAAAGAUGACCUACAAUAAUAAUUUGGAUAAAUGAUCGACAUUUUAAAAGAGAGACUACCUUUACCUCAGAAACUUGGGCGCGCCGCCUGUAAACUCUGAGGGAGAGGGUAGCCCCAUAAUUUGGCCUAUUUCAGAAACAAAUGACAAUACAAAAAUAACCUACAUUUAUAAUUUGGAUGAAUGACCGACAUUUCAAAAGAGAGACUACCAUCACCUCAGAAUCUUGGGCGCGCCGCCUGUAAGCUCUGAGGGAGAGGGAAGCCCCAUAAUUUGGCCUAUUUCAGAAACAAAUGACAAUACAAAAAUAACCUACAAUAAUAAUUUGGAUAAAUGAUCGACAUUUUAAAAGAGAGACUACCUUCACCUCAGAAACUUGGGCGCGCCGCCUGUAAGCUCUGAGGGAGAGGGUAGCCCCAUAAUUAAUUUGGCCUAUUUCAAAAAUAAAUGACACUAAAAAAAUUGCCCACAAUAAUAAUUUAGAUAAAUGACCGACAUUUUAAAAGAGAGACUACCUUUACCUCAGAAACUUGGGCGCGCCGCCUGUAAGCUCUGAGGGAGAGGGUAGCCCCAUAAUUAAUUUGGCCUAUUUCAAAAAUAAAUGACACUACAAAAAUUACCUACAAUAAUAAUUUGGAUAAAUGACCGACAUUUUAAAAGAGAGACUACCAUCACCUCAGAAUCUUGGGCGCGCCGCCUGUAAGCUCUGAGGGAGAGGGUAGCCCCAUAAUUUGGCCUAUUUCAGAAACAAAUGUUCCUUCCAAACCGGAGAAAGAUGUGCCAGCAGAGAGUGUAUUCCUACUUGUGGCUCCACAGGAAAAACUUGAUACGCCGACUCGCCGUUUUCGCUUCGAAGGUCACCAAUAUUGACACGGCAUACUACUCUUGAAAGAAGUUAAAUAAGCCAUCGGAGCACUACUUUCUUAAAAGAGAGCACUUGAAAAACCAUUGAAAGCGUAUCAAGCCUAUUUGAAUCCAAAUGCGGCGAGAAAACUGUAGUUAUCAAUUGCGAAGCGAGCCUCGAAGAUCGACUUCGAAAUUUUCAAUCGACCGUGAAAUGAAUUUAUAAUACCCAAUUAGUCUGAUCAAAUUUCGCGUUUCCUUGAGAUGUCUGGUUCGUUUAAUCAGAAGUACAAAGUUUCUUGACAGGCAAUGUGUCCGGCGCUCUCCAAAGGUGUCUGGAGGAAUGCUUAAAACUAAUUACGAAAGUAACGCUUGUCUGUUAUUGCAAACCGAUCUGCGGUGGUUGCUGUGGAGAUUAGGCCUCCUCCGGCGCGCACUAAAAUCGGGGCUCUGGCCUGUUAUCAGGAGCCGAGUAGUUCGGCUCCUGAGCCUCUUGUAUAUAGAGAAUACUUCAUGGAAAGUGCUGGCGUACGGUAUUUACGCACGAGUUGUUGACGUAUCAGAAAUCGAACGAGUGAGCGCAGCGAACGAGUAAGAUUUCUGAUACAAAAACAACGAGUGCGUAAAUACCGUACAAAGCACUUUCCAUGUGGUAUUGUGUUUAUUAUAUACAUACUGAGACAUUCAUCAUUUUGGCGGCCUUUUUAUUUUAAAUCUUUCAAAAAUGCUAAAAUUUGCCGCUACACACUUACUGCAAAAUGACAACGAAAACGAAGUACCAGCUUUUUAGCAAAAACGUUUGUUAAAAACAUAAAGGACGGUAAGGAUAUGAGGUAAUCCAAGACCUAGAAGUUAUCUUAACUGUUUGUUCUCAAUGCACAAUUGAAAAUGAGUGAAUUUAAGGAAAAUGGCCGGUUUGAAUAUUAUAAGCUUAAGCUAAAAUGAAAGGCAAAGUAGCUCCGACAAAAAGCACAACAAAAGCUUACGUCUCGUUCUGUUUUUCCCUUUCCUUUGUUGUUUCGCCGGCUCUCUACCGUUUUUUUCAUCAACAGUGAAACAAACGAAACUAUUCCACUCCAUUUCCGAAAAGUUUUUCACUUUUUUAGCAAGAAAAACUCUUUGAGGAAAACUUUUCUCGUUGAAUGUGUGCGAAGCGGCGCUGCAAGCUGCAAUUAAAGGCGGGAAUUUUGGCGCGAAACUCACACACCUCUGUGGCUUCUGAUUGGACGUAUCAUUUUUCUCACACGUGAAAAAACAUCGUUCGCGAUUCUGAUUGGACGUAUCAUUUUUUUCACGUGUGAAAACCAUCGUUCGCUCCUCUGAUUGGCUAGAACUAUUUUGCGUACGACAAUUUACGACAUAGCUUUUUGGUGAGUAUUUCCCAGUAUGUAUAUAAUAAGGUAAGUAUAAUUGCUCGCAUCAUCACUGAUAUUCUUUUUUCUCAAAGGCUAGUGAGAUAGAAGUAAAGCGCAAAAGGGCCAGCAAGGCGGUUAGCCAUGUAUAUUAUAAAAAAGGUUCUAGAGUACGAGUGCUCCCGCGUUUUCCUCAGGGAUAGUAGAGCGAGCAAAAAAGUCGCGAGCGCGCGUGACAAGAGCCACCCACUAGUAAGGUGACUCACGUGGGGAAGAGCAGCAGACGUCUCACUUCUCCUCGCGCGUGGUAGUUUCCACUCGCGCUCGUGCAUUUCUCUCCCUCAACUACUCGCAGUCUAGAGCAGUUCCCACCCUUGCUAAUAUCAGUAGCCGCAAAGAACGUUUAUUUUUUGCCACAGAUAGCCAAUGUGUUGCUGCAUAACAAGGCGAAAUGGGACACUGGUACAGAGUUGCUUGGUGACGAUAUGGAUGAGCGUUUGCUUCUUUCUGAGCGGCGUCCAAUCCUUGUAGUCUGCUUCACCAAUCAUGCCCUCGAUCAGUUUCUGGAAGGAAUCCACAAGUUUCAUCCCAAGGGUAUCGUUCGCAUUGGGGGACGAAGCAAGAGUGAGGUUAUGAGGACUUGUAGUUUGUCAGAGCUGAAACACAAGAUGCACAAGGUAAGAGUCAAUUGUCACAUGGAGAAUGAGCUAUUCUUUUCUUCGCUCCUCAACGAAUGCAGUAUCGAAGGUCCUGGGUCGAAGGCCUGUCAAAAACCACAGAUAUCUCGCGAACACCUUUUAUCAACCGAGCACAUCAAAAUAGUGGUGAAAAAAGCAGAAAUGCCCGUGUUUCCUUGUCCACAGUUAAAAUUUGUCGUUUCUUGCAACUGAAUAAGUGAGUGAUGGAGAUAAGGAUGCGUGGCCGGUAAACGAAAUUAUGAAACUUGAAGCACAAGCCGAGAUACAGUCUUAGCUAAUUAAUCCUGUAUACACGAGAAUAGACGUUUGUCUAUGGGAAUUAGCUCAUGCAUCUGCAGUAAGUCAAAGUGAAAUUCAGGUUAAAAUGGUCAUAACCAAGCCAAAAGUUUAAUUCUCAGUUUCCUUUGUUUGCUACUCACGAAAGAAAACGAGAUUCGAACUACGUUGAAACCAAUAUAAGUUCAUUUUGACUUAACUCAUACCCAAAGCAAUUUGCAGGACACUUGUGAAUUACAUCAAAGAUGAUUGUAGAAGAAUCAUGGAUUUCCUUACUUUGGUCAGUAGCUGUUAUAGAUAUUAACCGGUUAAUUAGAAUCACCUGCCACCCCAAUUUACAUUCUGAAACAAGUUUUAUUUCUUUCCUCUAUUCAGGACAAAUCAGCUCCCCUGCACAUAAGACGGGCUUUUUACGAUGCACACCAGGAAAUGGACCACACAACAGCAAAGUUACAAUCAGCAGCUGAAGACCUGAAAAGAUGCUUUGAAAACGUGCUACACGAAGAUGAUCUUCGUCAACGCGCGUCAUCAAGCAUGACUGUUAUACAUUACCAGUCUCUAAAAGAGCCUUUUGACGGAUUUUUUGGGCGAAAGGACAGUGCUAUUCUACACUGGUUAAAUCUCUCUUGGAACUCGGCCAACCCUAACCAAGGUAAGAAGCUACUAGAGGUAGAAAAAUUAAAAUUGUAGACGUUAAGACGAAGUAAAACAUAUGCAUAUCUUAACGAUCUAAAGUUUGUAACGACUCUCGAAAUAUUUAGUAAGGCAAUUGCCCUUUUCUCAUACCGAUAUUUUGGACCACUCGUAAAGCCCUGGAAGUGUUUCCUCCCCCGCGACAUACUGUGAGUUCAAAUAAUAAGCAUCACAACUGACUGUUUCUUCUUUACUAUCAGCAUCUAUACAACCUGUAGCAGUGUUCCCGCUAAAUAGCCAUUGUCGUGGACUGGAAAGAGUGUCACGAGCCAAUCUAGCCACUUUUUCCCGUGUUGGUUGGUUAGGUGGAUCUAUUCAUCUACGAGGAACUGCGAAUUCAUUCAUUGAAAUUCCAAAUCAGGCUGGGAGUGACCUGGACACUAGAACUUCAAUCACACUCCUGAUGCAUGUGUUUCCGGUCGGAAACAGAGGUCCUAUCCUAAGUUUCCACGAAGAUGGCCUAGGAGUCCAAAUAUGGCAAGAAGGUUUGGAAGAUGAAAGGGGCAUUCUAACGGCUCGUUUUGUCUGGAGAGAUUUUUCCCAGCCUCCAGCCCUUACAAAGGCAGUGUUGACCAUGAACGCUUGGAACUUUAUUGGUGCCUCUUAUGACAACGAUUCCGGAAUUGCGCGUCUGUGGCAUAAUGGCAAUGCAGUAGAUGCGAAGUUCAUAGGCAGCAAAAUGGAGUUAGCAACCCAGUUUUCCAUCCGAAUCGGAGCCAUAGCUUCUGCUCGACCAGGCUAUUGCUUUCAAGGGAGGGUUCGUGACCUUCAUAUAUUUUGUGAAUCCGUUGGAAAAGAAAUGGUCCGAACUGUUGGUGGAAUUUCUCAGGAAGGUAAUGUAGUAUGCUAGUCAAUCCACAAAACUGUGCCUAUUGUAGAAUUAUUACCCCUUCGCUUAUUAAGUCAAAACUAGGGUCGAGAACAGUAGUUCUAACUGUCCCUAUUUGCGCUUCUCUAAAGGUGGUGCGGCAGCACAAGAUGGGGAUGAAGGAGGCGAGGGGGAAGAGGAAGACGACACUGAGGAUCCGGAUGUGUUGUACGAAGCAGAUGUUAUGCAGGAGCAAAGACUCCUGGACAAUGAUGACGUAAGAGUGUUUGGCACGAAAUCGGCGGGCCUAAAAGGAGCAAGGCUGAAGAUCGUGGAUCCUUUUGCUUGUGCUGGAGGAUCUGACGACGGAUGGCAGGUCCAGAACGGUGAUCGGCUCAAAAAGAGGUUAAAGAGAACGAUCAUUCAAGAGCUGAGCAAAAAGGAUGUCAUGCCAGAUGAAAGAGCAAAAAUGGUGAGAUGGAAACAAAGAAAGGGAAAAACGCCCUGUUUAAUUCGCCUGAUUCUGGCUUCUCAAAAGGAUUACGGAGCUUUAUUUUAAUUCAGUCAGCAUGUGUUACAUUGUGGUUUACCUUGCAAGUAGUUUUCAUUUGCCUGCACUUACGCUUUAACCUUUUUUCAAAUGGCCACCAUUGACUGACGGCAAGAGAAUCCCUUUACAUAACCAGCUCCGAUAUUUGAACAACUAUACUUACAGAUCUUAAGCCUUUCCUUCAUGUUUCUAAACCAAGGAUUACCAGAGCAUAAGUUUAAGGAUAUAUGAAUAUAUUUGUUCAGUGUUGGAGACAUUUAUACAAGAACACCAUGUAAAGAUGACAGAAUGCAUACAGAUUCGACUUGACGAAUCUUAACGGGAGGCUACAAAAAAAUUCAUCACCCAUUCGCUUCACCAUUGUAAUCUGAAACUGCUUAGUUUAAUUUAAUUCUUCUAUUAACAUGUAGGUACGAAAUGUGUGGAGGUUAAGCGUAAAGGAUCGCUGGUGUUUGUACCGACGUUGGCUUAAGGAUGUGAGCGAUGGGUACCGCCAAACUAUUUCGCUUUUCCAGGAACAAUUUGAAGAGGGUGCUAAGCGACUAAAAGACAUCAAAAACAUGGAGGACUUUGAGAUACUCAAGAGUGCUGAUGUCGUUGGCAUGACUACCACGGGUAUGUUUGAUUAGUUCUUUAAGCAGGUUGAACUAUCCAUGACGAGAGGAAAAGAGUGAAAAAAGGGGUCUAAGUAAAACAGUGGUACAGUUUCUCAGUCCCCCACCCGCGCUAUCUCUGCUACUGUAGUUUUAAAUUAAGUGCCAUAGGAUUUUAGUGAACCUCGCCAUGGUUUGAUAACCAAACCUCUCGAUGCUGCUGAUAAUUAAGGAUUCGUUUCAGGCCAUUUUAUAAUACGUUGAAGAAUUUUGACCCCUUCUUGAGUUACUUUUUCAUAACUUUCAUGUAGGUGCGGCAAAGUUCCGCAAGCUGCUGCAGAGACUUGAACCGCGAAUAACGAUUGUAGAAGAAGCUGCUGAGGUUCUCGAGUCGCACAUUGUUACUUCUCUGACUUCCGGAUGCCAGCACUUGAUUUUAAUUGGUGAUCACCAGCAACUUCGCCCCAAUCCCACUGUCUAUGAACUCGCCAAAGACUACAAAUUGAACGUAUCCCUCUUUGAAAGAAUGGUGAAAAAUGGAAUGCCUUUUGAGCGACUACGUCUACAGCACCGGAUGAGACCGGAAAUAUCCAAGAUGCUCGACCACAUUUAUUUCAACCCUAAGUUGGACAAUCACGAAUCAGUGCUGAAUUUUGAAAACAUCAAGGGCGUGAAUCGUAACAUGUACUUUGUGGAUCAUGACGAGAGCGAGGUAGGUCUCACUUUCACGAAAUGGAAUACUCCCUUAAUGUGUAGCUGCAAAUAUUAUCAGUAUAUUGCUAGCUAUGUGCAAAGACAGAGGCUAGAGGACAGAGGAAAAGCCCAAAGAGAAUGGUGAGAAGUUGCGGGGGGGGGGAUUCUGUAAACCUCAAUUUGAUGAAUUCGGGAGUUAUCUGUACAAAUGUCUUCCCCACCCAAAAUUGCGCUGUCAUUAGCAUCUGCAUUGCACAGAUGACUUACUGUAUUGAAGUGUAAAGACGGAUUUCAAUUAAUAGCAGGUAGGGUUACUGGUUACCGCUUCAUUUCCCAGUAGCAUCCCAGAAAUCUAGUGUGACCUUGGUUCGAGAUUCUAAUUUCUCAUUCUUUACCAUAAUGCACUUUCCUCCCAAUAAGCUUUUGUACAGUUACACCUCCACUAUUUUCACGACAUUUCAAUUUUUGAAAUUAUAGGACUAUCAGGAGGAGGGAAGAAGCAGGUCGAAUGAACACGAAGCAAAGUUUGUGGCUGCUCUUUGUCGCUACUUAAUCCUUCAAGGUUAUGAAAGGGAAAAGAUUACAGUCCUAACAGCCUACACAGGACAAUUAAUCCAACUGAAGAAGGAGAUGCCUAAGGAUUUCUUCCGUGGAGUUCGAGUGUGUGCGGUGGACAAUUUCCAAGGUGAAGAAAACGACAUCAUCCUGCUGUCGCUUGUUCGAAGCAAUGAGGAGGGAAAAAUCGGUUUUCUUCAGACUGAAAAUCGGGUUUGUGUCGCACUGUCUCGGGCCAAGAAAGGUUUCUAUUGCAUUGGCAACAUCAGUCUUUUGAAAGAAAAGAGCGAGCUGUGGAGAAAGAUAAUGGACGACAUGGAAGAGCGUGGUAAUGUCGGAAACGCUUUGACACUCUCGUGUCAAAACCACCCACGGAACGUGAUUCAGGCGUCAUGUGCUGAUGACUUCAAGAAAGCACCCGAGGGGGGAUGUACAGUGCCUUGUGCUACCAGACUAGCGUGUGGUCACGUGUGUGAAAUGGUGUGUCAUCCGACAGACCCGGAACAUAAAGAGUACCAAUGUAAGAAACCAUGCGCUAAAAUCCUUUGCCAAAGAAAUCACAUGUGUUCCAGGAGGUGUUACCAAGAUUGUGGACCUUGUUUGGUGCUCGUGUUAAAAACCCUCCCACGUUGUGGCCAUGUUCAGAAUGUCCCUUGCUACAAAGAUCCAUCUGAAGUGAAAUGCACGUCACCUUGUACUAAGGUUCUACCCGGAUGUGGGCAUCCCUGCCAAAAUAUUUGCUCUGAGGCUUGUACUGUGGAGUGUACCGCCAUUACACUGAAAACCUGGCCCUGUGGUCACGAAAACAAGACAGCAUGUCACGUGAAUCCUAUGCAGACUCCUUGUAAGGCACCAUGUGGAGAGACUUUGAAGUGUGAACACCCAUGUGUUGGUAAGUAUGGAAACAAGUUCUUUGAAGAUAUCGAUUAACUUAUCUAGCUGUUUCCUUCAACAAAACGUGGGCAUCAACCAAUGAAGAUGCAAGUCACCUUAUCAACUCUCGCUGCAGCUAGUAGAAAGUUUGAUAUUGAUUCUCAGAGGCCAUUUUAGCAAUGUUCAAUUUCUCGCGUUUUAUUAUUAUUUUUUGUCUUUUCCACAUAUAUCAGGUAAUUGCAGUCUGUGUUUCCGCGGUCGAGUUCAUGUUCCUUGCAAGAAAGACUGCGGCCGUACCCUAUUCUGUGGUCAUUCCUGUUCUGAGCCUUGUACCAAGAACUGUCCCCCAUGCAAAGAACCCUGCGGCAACUCCUGUACGCACAGCAAUUGCAAGAAAAAAUGUGGCGAGCCUUGUGAGUCUUGCAAAGAGAAAUGCGGUUGGAAAUGUGAGCAUCUGCGAUGCACCAAAUUGUGCGGAGAGGAAUGUGAUCGUCAGCGAUGUAACGAGCCGUGUGAAAAACUUCUUACUUGCCAGCAUCCCUGUAUUGGUCUUUGCGGGGAAAGAUGUCCAAAGAAGUGCCGAGUGUGUCAUAAGGAUGAAGUCACCGAGAUUUUCUUCGGAACUGAAGACGACGAGGACGCAAGGUUUGUGGAACUGGCUGAUUGUGGUCAUGUGUUUGAAGUUGAGAUGAUGGACCAGUGGAUGGAUCAGGCCGAGGCAGGGGAUGAUGGGAAUGCUGUUGAUGUCCAGCUCAAGCGCUGUCCUAAGUGCUCAACUCCCAUUCGUACCAGCUUGAGGUAUGGUAACAUUGUUAAGAAGAUUCUUGCAGACUUCGAGAAAAUAAAGCGAAAGAUUCUACUUGGAAAACAACAGCGUGAAGAAGCUGUUACUGGGCUAAGUUUGAAAGUGCAAACGAUCAAGUUGUUUCCAGACGAUCAGAAGAAAAUUGAGAUGUCACUGCUUCGCACGAAUCUUACAGAUGAACAAGUAAAUGUCUUUGAGAACCAGAUCAGCCUGUUGUCCUUCCUUCAGGAACUCAAGGUUAAGAUACACAAAGGCACAAAAGCUGAGAGUGAAAGGUCAGAAGAAACUCAAACUCACUUAUUAAGACUACUGCAGGAAAGGGAAAAAGAACUCGACGGUCUAGUGGAAAAACUCCGAUUCCGUGUCAUGAGGACUCGGGCGCGGUUCAGUGACCAAGAGUUAGAGGAACUGAAAGAGGAGAUGUACAGAACACAGCUUGCUGUUGACCUAAAGAUUCUGAAGAUGCAACUUGACAUCCGGGGCCAUAAGCUAAACGCCACUGACUCCGUGAAAAUUGACCACGUACAAAGAGCCUUGGAUUCUGAGAAAGUGAUUGGUAAGGGGAUAGAUAAUGAAGGACAGAGAUGAAGAACGCAAUAAUUAUAUAGUAGAAGGGCAACAAAACACCUGCAUCAGGCCCCAAUUUUUUCAAAGGGUGGAUAGUAUCAAGCGCCGGGGAAAAUCUCUAUCCACUCGAUAGCGCAAUUGGUUUCCCUAACACUUCUUCGCUGGAUAAUGAUGUAUCCACCCUUUUGAACAACUGGGGCCUGGUCUAACGUUCCAACAAAAACGAAACCCAGAGAUUGGGUGAUCAUUUAGUAUGGCUGUGUGAGAACAGGUGUUAAGGUUUUAGCGUAUCUAUAAAUACAAUCUACAAGCUCUGGGGUUUCAAAACAUUAUCGUCAUAACGAAUAGUUAUUAUUAUUAAGUGUGAAGCAAGGCGAAUGUUUACAAACUGGAUGAGGGAAGAAUAGGAAAGGGGGCAUCUAGAGCAAGCUAACAAGGGACACCAGAUUGUUACUAAACUCAUUUCAAAUUGUUUGUUUACGAAGAUAUAUUUCGCAUCUUCAAACAUGAGCAUAAAUUAAAAUGCUAUUUGUCUUAUCAAAAUUCUAUGGGAAAAUUGCUAUGGUCGUACAUCGCCAAGCAUAUUUCAAACUCGCUGGGUAUUGCCAAGCAUAACUUUCAAAAUUUCUAUUUUAAGCGUCUUUACUAAAUCGCAUUAAAAAUCAUGAGCGAAAGACUUUUUCUGGAUUCAUUUUAGAAAAAGGCGUCAGAGACCGUUAUACAACUCGCAUAGAGCGGAUCGGACGAUCGUGCGGCCUUGAAGUGUUUUACCAGGAGGUCACCCGACAAGAAAAAGACAUGAUUGUAAAGGCCAUGGGUUUAGCACAAGGGAAAUGGUUCAAGUGUCCGAAGGGUAAGUAUAGUAUCUCAUCCCCAGUCUCCAAGAGUAUUUUUCCAGCUGUUGAUGCAUUUGAAGGGAAUCUUCAGCAAACGCCCCCUCAACUCAGCCUCUGUUCUUCCUUCCGUGGAAAUUUUAAAUAAUCGCCCAGGCUACAUCACCUAUACAACAUUCUCGCUCUUACUAAAUCAAUUACCCUGGUGUCCACUUUGAAUGAUCGUCGGCUGUAUUAUUAUUCUUAUCUCAUUAUAGGACACAUUUACUGCAUCACAGAGUGUGGUGGUGCAAUGGAAGAGGCCCGCUGCCCAGAAUGUGGCUCAACGAUUGGUGGUCAUAAUCAUCGUCUGAGAGAUGAUAAUCGAUUAGCAAGUGACAUGGAUGGAGCUCGUUAUGCUGCCUAUUCUGACAUGGCAAAUAUCCACAAUUUUGACCCACAUGACUUACAAUUUUGAUGACAUUUUUUUUUUAUUUUGGCGUUGACAUUUUCUUUACCAUAAAUCAUGAAACCUCAUGAAACCUGUGUUGAAGGAGAAAAGCGUAGACUGUGCUUUUACACAGCUUUCUUUUCCGUAGUUGUAAGUAAAGAUUGGAUCAAGGUAGUGUUCAAGAUUGAAGAUUCAGUAGGCAGUGUUUUUGACGGUCUUUUUUUUGUUGUUGCUGUCAUGUUACUUCACGUUUGUCAGUAUUAUGUGUAUUUUGGUGAAUUUUUAGCCAUGAGUAUACUUUGGGAUGGCAAUCAAGAGGGCCUUGCAUGUUGUUAGCGUUUUAUUCUGGACAAAUUUGUCCACGUUAAAAAGACUUUUAGCCAGCUUAGAUAGCUUUAAGUGUAACGGUUACUCCAAGUUUAAAAGGGUUUAUUUCUUUUCUCUUUUCCUUCUAACAUCUAACAAGGGAUAGUGAUAAUAAGCGUUGAGACAUAAGAGACUCACAAGAACGAAGAAUUGUCGACUUCUGACAGCUCGUCAGGACGUCCGGAACGCGGGUGUAUACAGAGAAAAUUUAGCUAUUUGAACACAUGUGAAGAGAUAAAAGAGAUAGGAAGGGAAACCUCCGGAAGCCAGGGAAUUAUAAGAUGAGUACACCACUGAAGGGGUAACUAAUUAAAACGGAGUACACACGAUCAUUUGAAUUUAUUUAACGUGGCAAGGAGCUACAAUAGGUUUAGAGUUUAGGAAUGGUUUUAAAAUCAGUAAAAAAAAAAAGCUGUCUUGAAUUCAAAGCUGCUUUGAUAUCUGAUGGUGAGAGUUCCAUAGUUUUGGGCAUCAAAAUAAUAGGAACCGUAAGCGACGAGAACGUUGACGUCCAGGACGUCAAAAACGGCAACCGCCUUAGCAAAUGCCCUGAAUUCUUUCGGUGCCCCGAUUCGACAAAAAUCGUACAUCGGGAUUUAAAACAAAGGCAUUCAGAUUCUUUGCAUGAGACGGAGGCGUAUCAUCAAGCAAGUCGCCGUUUUUGCUUUUGGAAUCCGGCAUCCUAGACAUUUUUGCUUGUGAAAUCCAGUAUACGGAAUCCGACUAAAGAUUGGAAUCCGGAAUCCAAGUUCCACCGACAAAGAUCUGGAAUUCAGUACCUGCAUUGGAUCCGGAAUCCACGGCGUGGAAUUUAGAAUCUAAAACUGUAUUGGAUUCCCUUACGUGGGGCGAAACGAGACAUCAAACUUCCGGUUGCUAUUCAUGAUAUCCGGGACGUCAGCGUUCUCGCUGUUUUUAAAACUCGCUAAUAUUGUGAGUAGACCAUGUUGCAGUUGUAAACUGAGUAUUCUGGCUUUGAGCGAGACUGGUGGUGACCCUGUCUUGACAGAAACCUCAGUUCUUUUCAAUUGCAAAUCAAAGACAACAAAGUCACCACAACCCUCACUUUCAUUUAAACGCUAUGUGUGCUCAGCGUGCAACUAAAAAUAUUGACAUACUGCUUUAUAUUAGGGAUUGGAGACGAACGGGUAGAGGGAGGGGCUUGAAGGUAAUGAGGCGUUUUAGUAAGUUCCUGCAAUUAAUGUUACAAACUCAACUAUUAGUAUUAUCUAUUUUUAAAUACAUUGAUCGGGUAUUUAGCAGAUGUAAGUUAGUUACUUGCAUUAAACUUUGCAAGGGUAAUUUCAUGAACCAGUUCGUAAUAAAGAGCAAUCGAGAUA